AUGAUGAUGACGUGCCGGUUGCUGUGCGCCCUGUUGGUGCUCGCCCUGUGCUGCUGUCCGUGUGCCUUCACGACAUCGGUUGUUUCGGAAAAAGAUGCCCCCGAUGUACCCCCAACACCGCUAAAGGAGCCAGCUCCGGGGAAAAUUUCUUCAGUUUCAACUACCCCUACAGUUUUGGAACCGGGUAGUGUCGGUGCGGCAUCUCAAGCAGGUUUGGUCGUUGCGGUAAAGACGCUAGGUGGACAGUCCAUUACACAAGAUAAAAUAGGAGCGCCUGGUCAUUCAUUGCCAGGAGGUGGGAACAACGAUCUGCCACGUUCAACGGAUAUUCCCGAUAAUACGGUAGAAAAAAAUACGGAGCAUAAUACGGAAGAGUCCAAAACUAAUAAAAAGGAUAAGGUACAGACACCAAAUACGACGACCACAACAACUACGACGACAACUACAACCACAGAGGCACCAAGUAAUACGGCGAUGAAUACAAAAGUACCAACCACGACGACCACCCACGCACCGUCACGUCUUCGCGAAAUCGACGGCACCCUCAGCAGCUCUGCGUGGGUGUGUACCCCGCUGCUGCUCGCCGCAUCCGCGCUGGCGUAA
Molecule: messenger RNA, 603 nt
Organism: Trypanosoma cruzi
Lineage: Eukaryota; Euglenozoa; Kinetoplastea; Trypanosomatida; Trypanosomatidae
Product: mucin TcMUCII, putative
Exons: 1
Coding region: 1-603 (200 amino acids)
Source: RefSeq, a predicted model, not a curated record